CCGCCAAUUACCUAUUCAAUCCAACAUUCGUAACAAGACGUCAAAGUUUCCUCUCCACCAACCAAUCGUAACCCUAUAAAAAGGUCAUGUGAUCGGACCUCCCGUCGUUUAAAGAGAUUAGUUUCAAAAUCAGUCACUUGUAUCUGUAUUUGUAUCUGAAGAAUGUCUCGCAACAUAUAAAGAAAAGAAAUCUCUUAAGAUGGACUCUUCCGAUGAAGAGAUUGACGUUGUUGAUGAUUUUGAGCCGAAAAUCUUUUUCGAAAAGGAAAAAGAGAGCGUAAAGGUUAACGAUGAAGAGGAUCUCAAGUCGAAAAUUGACUUUGACAGUGAAAUAUUCAAUACGAAUAAAAAGCAGAGAAGAAAUAGAACUACUUUUACAGCCGAUCAAAUUGAACAGUUGGAAAGAGUCUUUCAAACAACUCAUUAUCCCGAUUGUACACUUCGAGAAGAAAUUGCCGAUAGAGUAAGAUUAACGGAAGCGAGAGUACAGGUCUGGUUUCAAAAUCGCCGCGCUAAGUACAGGAAACAAGAAAGAGGUCUACCACUGGGUAAUUCUGACUUUCGACUUCAACGACCUCUAUCGCCUUUCUUGCAACAUCCAUUUUUGCUUCCACGAAACAAUCCAAGUUUUCUCCCAUGGAUUCGUCCACUUCACGUUGAACUACCUCACUUUCUGAAUAUGUUACCACGUUCUAAAUAGACUGUUAAAAUCUCUUAAUAAAAUUUUUUCUGUAUAGUUAACGUUAGCCUCUUAAAAAGAAGAGAGAGAGAGAGAGAGAGAGAGAAAGAGAGUGAGACGGACAGACACACCCAGAGGAUAGAUUUUAUUACUUUUUCAUUCAUUUUAUGAUAGAAAAAAAUUUCAAUUCUUUCGACUAAUUAAUUAUUCGCCAAUUAAAGAAUGAACAGGGAGAAAGAAAAGGGUAAAAGUUGGUAAUUCGCCCUUUUAAUCUUCUUUUACCCGAUCCCUGCCCCUGUUUGUUUGUUUAUUUAUCUUGUUUAUAUCAUAAUAACAGCUUUUGUUUCUUUUUAAUAUUAAUUACAGACGAAGAACAAUACACUUUUUAAUGAAAAA
This is a messenger RNA of Dimorphilus gyrociliatus, 1075 nucleotides long. Lineage: Eukaryota; Metazoa; Annelida; Polychaeta; Dinophilidae. The record is from the annotation of a GenBank genome assembly.